Messenger RNA from Morchella importuna, 1722 nucleotides. RefSeq lists its product as uncharacterized. The record is from RefSeq and is a predicted model, not a curated record. The coding region runs from base 1 to 1722 and encodes 573 amino acids. Gene Ontology annotation, molecular function: DNA binding. Gene Ontology annotation, cellular component: nucleus. The transcript has a single exon. NCBI's taxonomy places the organism in Eukaryota, Fungi, Ascomycota, Pezizomycetes, Pezizales, Morchellaceae.
AUGGGGAAGGUGAAGCAACACGCUGGUGCCCUUUCCAGCAAAGAAAGGGAAGAUCGAAUUCAUCGUGCCCUAGUCAAGAAGGCUGAAAUACCAAAGGUUCCGUGGUCUGUCCUAUCUUUGGAGUUCGGCAUACCCGCUUCCACCCUCAACGAUCGGUUCAAUGGCAGAAAGAAUCGCCAGGAAGCUCAUCAGAGCCAGCAAAAGUUGUCACCGGUUAUUGAGAAGUCACUUAAGAAAUGGAUUCAAGAUAUGGAUGAUGCGGGUUUUCCUCCUAGGGUGGAUCUUUUGCGGGGUAUGGCAUCAGCCUUAGCGCAGAAUAUUGCAGAAGAGGACAAGCUUGAUCCUACUGCGGCUAUUAUUGGCCGAAACUGGGUCUCUCGAUUUUUAGACCGACACCCUGAUUUGGCAUCCAAAUAUAGUACCCAGCUAGACCGACAGAGACAAAAUGCGAGCAAUCCUGUCACCCUGCGCAAUUAUUUCAAUAAACUUAGCCGGCUUGUACGUCGCUUAAUCCCCUUGGGACUUCGGCCUAGUGACGAUAUUUAUAACUUUGACGAAAAGGGUUUCAUUCUUGGAUAUUCGGCAAAGGCAAAAGUAAUUUGUCGAUCCGGUAGACGAAAUCCCAAUGUCGCACAAGAUGCAUCAAGAGAAUUAAUUACUGUCGUGGAAACGGUUUCUGUUGGUGGACUCGUUUUACCACCUUGGGUAAUAUACAAAGGGAAGGGCCACUACAUGGGCUGGCACCAAGAGACGAAUGACGCGAAUGCUGUAUUUGCAUAUAGUAACAACGGCUGGACUGACAACAAUAUGGGACUGAGAUGGCUACGAGAACAUUUUGAUGUGUAUUCUUCAAAAAUCAGUGGGACACGACCUCGACUACUGGUUAUGGACGGUCAUGGAUCACACUUAACAUAUGAAUUUUGUUCAUAUGCGCUAUCUCAUAAUAUUUAUUUAAUCUGUCUUCCCGCACACUCAACGCACCUCUUACAACCACUCGAUGUCGGAUUAUUUGGUCCUCUUCAGCACUACUACGGAAAAGCGGCGGACAACCACAUAAGAGAAACCCGAACAGGCAUCACAAAGGGAACAUUUUGGUCUUUUUUCACAGAGGCAAGAGCCAAAGCCUUUACCAAGCAGACAAUCCAAGCAUCUUUCCACGCCACGGGCAUCUUUCCGCUGAAUCCAGAUAAUGUGUUGACCAAAGUGAAACCAAAUCAACUUACUGCUAUACCUGUGGGCUCAACUGUUUUACUUCAGAAGCAACUCUCAACUCCAAAAAACCGACGGGAAUUGCGCCAGCAGACACAAUUUGCCCUUAAUCCAGAAGCGCAUCUAAAGAUUGGACCAGCGGAGUCAAAACCAAUUCUCAAUCCGACCGAUUAUUCAGCGAUCAUUCUUCGCCUUUUGCACUUAGCUGAGGAGACACUCACACAAGCGGACAUAGCCAAAAUUCAACUCCGGGAUCUGAGGGUAAAAUAUGAAGGUAAAAGAGCUAUUAGGGCAGACAGGCGGGUUUUAUCCAAAGCUCAAGUCAUUACUGGAGCGGAAAUAAUAAGGCUCAAGAACGCUUUAGAAAAGAAGGAAAUGUCCUCUAAUGCCUUGAAAGAUAAAUUAUUAGCUAAGAAGAAAGAGGAGGCGGGAGAUGGUACAAAGCAAAGGACUCGGAGUGUGCCAACCAGGAGACAGCCUGCAAGACCUAAAAAGAACCUUGACAUGCUUUAA